Aegilops tauschii subsp. strangulata is the source of this 894-nucleotide messenger RNA. The record is from RefSeq and is a predicted model, not a curated record. NCBI's taxonomy places the organism in Eukaryota, Viridiplantae, Streptophyta, Magnoliopsida, Poales, Poaceae.
AUGCACCAGAGCCACGGCCGCCAAGCGCGGGGCGCCUCUCACAGCAACGACGUCGCCGGCAGCGGCACCGUCGGGCCGCCGGCGCCCUUCGUCUCCGCGCUCCCCGUCCCCGACGACCCGCUCGACGGCGUCAUGCAGUGCCUCGGCGACGGCGCGGAGGAUGGCCUCGCCGGCGGCGCGUGGUUCGACGACUUCCGCGGCGGGAGCAUGGACAUGUGGACGAGCGCCGGGGUGGAUAAUCUGGAAAUGCUGCUGGGGGACCUCCCAGACUUGGAGACGACAACGUCCGUCGACAUCGCUAUCCACGGCGCCACGGGAACGACCCCGACGCCGCCAGGAACCAAAGCUGCCACCACCGACAGGCCAGCCGUGGCGACGAACCGCUCGUCGUUCAGGAACCGCAUGGACGAGGACGAGGACGACCUGUAUGCAAUGUCGUCGAGCGACUCCUCGUCAGAUGACGACGACGAUGACGCCCACUGGAACCCAUCGGAGUGCAGGAGGAGUGACGGCGCGAAACGCCGGCCGCAGAAGCACCAGAGCGGCCCCGCGGCAGAGAGGAGGCAGCAAACAGAAACCGUCGUGCGGCCGGUGGUGCCGCGCGGCGUGGUGCUCACCGUGGAGUCCGGAGACGGUGGCAAGGGCAGGUACUGGUGCCACAACUGCGGCAUCUCGGAGACCCCGCUGUGGCGCGCUGGCCCGGAUGGGCCCAAGACGCUGUGCAACGCGUGCGGUUUGCGGCAUAAGAACAAGCUGGCAGCGCCGCCGACCACUAAGCGCCCGCGGGCGGCGAAACCAAAGAGCGCCAAAAGCAAGAACCACUCCGGCAUGCACUUGGCGGGCGGUGCGACGGUGGUGAGGAAGAAGCGCAGUGCCGCAAAUCGCACUGACUGA